AUGCACCUGGUGCUCAAGUGUUGUUUCUAUUCCAGUAGCACCAGUGGAGAGUUUCCGAGCAUGAAUACAUCUGUCACAGCCAGGAGCACAGAACUCACACCAAUAAGUGCAGGUGAACAGCCCCAUCCUCUAACUUCCAAUAUGAAGAUCAUAAUCCUGAACUUAUUGAUCAUCAUCUUUGCCCUGGUCGGGCUGGCAGGAAACACCAUUGUGCUCUGGCUCCUGGGCUUCCGCAUGAGGAGGAAUGCCUUCUCCGUCUACAUUCUCAACCUGGCAGGAGCUGACUUCACCUUACUUUGUUGCAGUAUUUUGCAUGCCCUGGAGAAACUCAUCAAGUUGCUUGGUUCCAUCUCCACAUUCAUCCCCUACUUUUUCAUCACUGUGUCCGUCUUUGCCUACAUCACAGGCCUGAGCUUUCUCAGCAUCAUCAGCACAGAGCGUUGUCUGUCUGUCCUGUGGCCCAUCUGGUACCGCUGCCGCCGCCCCAAGCACAUGUCAGCUGUCAUGUGUGUCCUGCUCUGGGCCUUGUCUCUGUUGCUGAGCAUCCUGGAAGGGAACUACUGUGGCCUCCUGAAUAGGGAUUUACAUCGCUUUUGGUGUCCAGCAUUGGAUUGCAUCACUGUAGCCUGGCUAAUUUUGUUAUUUGUGCUUCUGUCUGGGUCCAGCCUGGCCCUGUUGACCAGGCUGCUGUGUGGCUCCCAGCGACUGCAGCCCACAAGGCUCUAUGUGACCAUCAUGUUCACAGUGCUGGUCUUCCUCCUCUGUGGCCUGCCCUAUGGCAUCCACUGGUUCCUCUUAUUCUGGUUUCAAGAAGAUAUUCAUGCAUUUGUUCAUCUUUACCAGAUAUCCAUUCUUCUGUCCUGUGUAAACAGCUGUGCCAACCCUGUCAUUUACUUCUUCGUGGGCUCCUUUAGGCAGCGAUGGUGGAAGCGGCAACAGACCCUGAGCCUGGUUCUCCAGAAGGCUCUGCAGGACACCGCUGAGGUGGAUGAGCAUGGAGGGAGCCUUCCUCAGGAGCCCCUGGAGAUGUCGGGAAGCAGUCUGGCGUCCUGA
Messenger RNA from Pteronotus mesoamericanus, 1053 nucleotides. RefSeq names its product mas-related G-protein coupled receptor member X2-like. The transcript has a single exon. Gene Ontology annotation, biological process: G protein-coupled receptor signaling pathway. The record is from RefSeq and is a predicted model, not a curated record. NCBI's taxonomy places the organism in Eukaryota, Metazoa, Chordata, Mammalia, Chiroptera, Mormoopidae. Gene Ontology annotation, molecular function: G protein-coupled receptor activity. The coding region runs from base 1 to 1053 and encodes 350 amino acids. Gene Ontology annotation, cellular component: membrane.